Molecule: messenger RNA, 10561 nt
Organism: Menidia menidia (Atlantic silverside)
Lineage: Eukaryota; Metazoa; Chordata; Actinopteri; Atheriniformes; Atherinopsidae
Source: the annotation of a GenBank genome assembly
GACGGUUGAUGACGAUGCAAUGGCAGCGUGAAUGAAGCUUGGCGUGGGGAGAGCUGAACGAUGCCCAAAGGUGGGGGUUCUAAAACCCCCCAGCUGGACCACUUCCCACUUAACACCGACAUGGUGGAAAAGCAGGGGGGGAAAAAGGAUAAAGUGUUGUCAAAUAAGACUCCUAAAUUGGAUCGGAGUGAUGGCGUCAAAGAGAUGAAAGAAAAGGCCUCUAAAAGGAAGCUGCCUUUCACUGCUGGAGCAAAUGGAGACCAGAAAGAUUCUGACUCAGAGAAACCAGGUCCAGAGAGGAAGCGCAUUAAGAAGGAGCCCACUAACACCCGGAAGGCGGGCCUGCCGUUUGGAAUGGGGAUGCCGGGGAUCCGGGCCGGGUACCCCCUCUCUGAGCGGCAGCAGGUGGCCUUGCUCAUGCAAAUGACAGCCGAGGAGUCCGUCAACAGUCCAGACACAACACCAAAGCAUCAGUCACACUCCAGUCUGGGUCAGAAGGGAACGCCAAACUCUGCAUCAAAAACCAAAGACAAAGUGAAUAAACGGAAUGAGCGAGGAGAGACUCGGCUGCACAGAGCAGCGAUCCGAGGAGAGGUACGCCGCAUCAAGGAGCUCAUCAGCGAAGGAGCUGAUGUGAAUGUAAAAGACUUUGCAGGCUGGACUGCACUGCAUGAGGCAUGCAACAGGGGCUAUUACGAUGUGGCCAAGCAGCUGCUGGCAGCCGGGGCAGAGGUCAACACCAAGGGUCUGGAUGAUGACACCCCUCUCCACGAUGCUUCCAACAAUGGACAUUUCAAGGUGGUAAAGCUGCUUUUACGGUAUGGAGGGGACCCACGUCAAAGCAACAGGAGGGGCGAAACGCCACUGAAGGUCGCCAACUCGCAAACAAUGCUGAAUCUGUUGCUCGGGAAAGGCACUUACACCUCCAGUGAAGAGAGUUCAUCAGAAUCUUCAGAGGAGGAAGAUGCGCCCUCUUUUGCGCCGUCCAGCUCCGUCGAUGGCAAUAACACAGACUCUGAGUUCGAGAAGGGCCUGAAGUUAAAAGGGAAGACCGCAGACCCUCCUAAGUCUGCAAUCACGCCUGUCAAGGAUGAAUACGAAUUUGAUGAGGACGACGAGGAGGAGCGCGUCCCCCCCGUAGACGACAAACAUCUCUUGAAAAAAGACUUCAGAAAGGACCCCAUAACUAAGACCAACAGCUUCAUCUCCAUACCCAAGAUGGAGGUUAAAACAUAUUCCAAAAGCAACUCGCUCACACCAAAGAAAGCUGUCAGGAGGAUCAUCUCUGACAGCAACAGUUCAGACGAGGAUGACGGGACGUGUUUCACACCGGCGCCCACGCCACGGCAACAAGCCCAGCAAACUAAUACCAAGACUAGAGACUCUGGCAGCCUGAGCUCCAAACAACAAAAAGACAAGAAUAAAGUGAAAAAGAAGCGAAAGAAGGAGAGUAAAAAUAACGUCAGUAAAGAAGUCCGAUUCGGUAAAGUCAACGACAAAUUCUGCACGUCGGACUCGGACUGCGGGGACAUGGAGAGCGAGGAUGAUAAGGGCUCAAAUAGUAUAAAAGACUCCUCGACAUUAAACCUUAAAGAGUCCCCAGGCUUUAACGCGUCCUCCUCCUCUUCCCACGGUAACUUGAACUCUCAGAAACAGGCGCCGUCGCUAGCGGAACAGCAUCCAAAGCAGUGGAGGACAGAUGGCUGGAAAACUGUGUCGUCUCCUACGUGGUCAGAUGUCAGCUCGCUCUCAGAUUCAGUCAGAACAAGACUUUCCAGCGAGUCUGACUACUCCUCUGCAGAUUCCAGCGUGGAGUCCGUAAAGCAGGUGAAGAGGAAAGCGCAGGAGAACAAAAAGAAAAACAACAACAUACACAGCAACACUGUGGACAAGAAGAACUCGGAGCUCUACAAAAACUCCAUCACAGAGAGCGCCGCCUCCAAAACCGACGUCGACGGCAAAGUCCUGAAAAAGCAUAAAGCAAAGCACAAGCAUAAAAAUAAGGAGAAGGACAAAGCUCCAAGUCUAGUGCUGAAUCAAGAUAUGAACGAAAAAUUUGUCAAGAGCUUCUCAUUUGACUUCGACGAUUCCAGGCAGAAGUCUUUAAUCGUUGAGUCCGAAUCAGCACCUGAGGGCAAAGUGAAGUUAUCCAAACACGAGAAGGAGCAUUCAAAAAAGGAGGAGAGGCUCAUGAAAACCAAGUCGGAGGAUAAAGAUUGGUCAUCUUCAAAAGAUUUGCAAAGAACAGCAAAAGAAGAGAAAAACAAGAAGCCAAAGGACUUCACAAAGGACAAGACAAAUAAGGAGGAGAGGGAGAAGCCUGUAAAAUCUGACAAGGAGAGGAAUUUCAAAGAGAAGGAGAAACCCAAGGAGGAGAAACAGAAGGCUCACAAAGAGGAGAAAAAGAAAAAGUCCAAGGAGAAGUCCUCCUCAAAGGCUGAAAGGAAAAAUGAGCAGAAAGAGGAGAAACACCUUAAGGUGGACAAGGAGAAAAACAUCAAAGAGGAGAAGGAGAAAUGUAAAAAAGACAAAACUCUGAAGGAGGAGUCGGAGAAUGACGGCUAUGACAUCAACAACAGGUUCCUCAGCCUGGAGGACACAAAGCUCAGCGCAUCGGAUGACCACCAUGACAACUGGGGCUCCGAGAUGUCCUCGGAUUCCUCCCUCUACGGAGACGACAGCUGGGACACCUCUCUCAAAGAGGUCAAAGAAAUCAAGGAAUACAAAUCCAACAACACGGUUAAGCUCAUCGUCGAGACUGUUAAGGAGGAGACGAGGAGGAAAGAAAACAAAGUCAAGGAAAAGAAAUCCGACCACGGCGACAGAAGAUCUGAGAAAGAAGCCACCUCGAAGAAGAAGGACAAAGACUCAUCCGAAAAGACAAAUGAAAAGAAAAAAGACUGGUCCGAUAAACAACGACUAAACUCCAGCCACUCAGUCGACAAAGAAAAGAAGCGGAAAGAGACCACAGACAUAGUCAAAGACAAAAAAGACUCCCUGGACAACAGCAGAGAUCGUAAAGACUCCUAUGAGUUUAUAAAGGACAGAAAAGACUUGAAAAUCAAGCAGGAAUCUAUAGCAGAUGAAUACGGCAACGACGCUUUCUUUAAGGACACUGACGCUCUCGGCAAAUCUUGUGAUAUCAGAGAAAGAAACCACUCUGGGAAGGAGAAAGAAAAGAAGAGCGAGGGCACAGAGAAGCGAGAAAAGACGAAAGCCGACAAGCACAAAGAGAAAACAAAAGACAGAGGAGCUGAUCAGGAGAAAGACAAGAGUGAGCGAAGUUCCACCGAAAAAACUGUCAAGGCAAAAGACGCAGAUCGGGGCACCAAAGACAAAAAGGAGGGAGCCAAAGACAAACACAAAGACUCUCAUGGCAAAGACAAAGAUCGAAAAAUGUCUUGUGACCAGUCGAAAGACAAAAAAGAUAAGGCCUCUCUAGACAAACAUGCAGAUAGGGAGCGGGAUUUCUUGGAAGUAAAGAAGGAGGAGAGAAAAAGUGAGAAAAUCCGGGAGAAACCUUUUUACGAGAUCGACGAUAUAUUCACUGAUGAAAGUGAUGAUGAAGGGGAUGGCUACAGCAGAGUGGUGGGACUCGGCACGGACUCCAUCAGGAAAGAUUCGACGCCCGACCAGGAUGAACUGGAUCAUUUUCCCUCCGAAAAAAUCAGAAAGUCCUCUGCAGAGACUAAACACAACACGGAAAAGGCCAAGGAGCACAAAGAGAAGAAGAAAGACAAGGCCUUAUUUGACACGGGUAAAGAGAGGAAGGGCUCCCUGGAGAAACACAACAAGGACAAGAAGGACUCUGUAGACACAAAACAUAAGGAACGGAAAGAUAGGAUAUCGGUGGAGUCGAACCAAGAAAAGAAGAACAAGCAGAAGCUGAUGGACAAAAGGGACACAAGUGAGGAGAAGACCAAGAGCAAAUAUAAAGAAAAGCAGGACCACUCCAAGGAGAGGAAGCCCUCUAAAGGCAGCGGUGAGAAUGAGAAGUCCCUCUUAGAAAAACUAGAAGAGGAAGCUAUGAACGACUACAAGGAUGACUCCAACGACAAGAACAGCGAAAUAUCCUCGGACAGUUUCACCGACAGAGGUCACGAGCCGGUGCUGAGUUACUACGAGCCCAUCAGUCUGACCGAUAUAUCCGAGGGCAGGAGGGACUCCCUGUCCAUAACCACCCCGCAGGACAAGUUCAGAGAAAAAGAGAGGCACCGGCACUCGUCCUCCUCCUCAUCCAAAAAGAGCCAUGACAAGGAGAAGGAAAAAGUCAAGAAAGACAAGGGAGAGAAGCGGGACAAAACGGGGGAGAUCCGAGAGUCCUACAGCCGCAGGGAGAGCCUGCCGUUUGAGAAGGAGCCCAUGCCCUUAGAAGCGGACCCGUACACGUUCCCCUUCGGAGGGAAGGGCGACGGCGAGGACGACUUCGACAAGACGUUAGAAUUUGAAAAAGAGAUGUCCAAAAAGGACAAAGAGAAAGCGACCGGCAUCAUCAGCGACAGGACGAAGGACAAAAAGAAAAAGGAGAAACAUAAGGAAAAACUGAAGGAGGAGAAAAGCAAAUACAUGGACGGCUUUGGGGCAUUCAAGCACUCUAAAGAAGAGGUGAAGUCCGGGUUGAAAGACAGCCCUCAGGUCACCGUUCUGAAAGACCGGUCGAAAGAACAAAGCCCGAAAUUUGAUGUGAAAAAAGACAGAAGCCGGGACCUGCUGGACAAAGACAACCGCCUGGAUCACCCUAAGUCAAAGGCCAAGGACGAAAACGAAAAGCUCCCUCAGUCCAAAGACGUGGUGCGAAAAGAUAACCGUCCACGGGAAAAACUGCUGGUGGAUGACGAAAAUCAAAUGACAAGUUUCGGUCAGAUGUUGAGUCUGAGAGAUCAGGAGAUCGGAGCGCGCCUCAAGAAACAAAAGGAGAAAAUGAAGCAGAUGGAGAGGCUAAGACCCAAGACGGGAGACCCCAAGCUCAAAGACAAGGCCAAGUCCACAGAGGAGGUCCGGAAGAGCCGCAGCGAGCUGUCGUCCAAGAAGUCCAACAGCGUGGAGGCCGGCCUGAAAGAGAAGAAGCUGAAGGACGUGGGCCUCCCGGCUCAAAUGAUGUCUCCGGCAAGGAAGUUCCAGCCUACCGACAGUCAGAACUCAAAGGACUGGCUGGCUGGCCACCAGAUGAAGGAGAACCUCCCCGCCUCUCCCAGGCCAGAUCAAAACAGGCCGACCGGUGUGCCCACGCCAACGUCCGUCAUCUCCUGCCCCAGCUUCGAGGAAGUGAUGCAGACCCCGCGCACUCCGUCCUGCAGCCCGGAGGACUACCACGACAUCAUGCUGGAUGGGCUGGACUGCCAGAACUCCUCGGCCAUGACCAUGUCCAUGAACGCCUGCUCGCCAUCCUUCUUUGAAAGGUACUCCAACUCCCAGAGUUUCCAGGAAGGCACCUGCCCCACGCCGGCUAAGAACCUGCAGCUGCCGCUCGUCAGCCGCUCAGCGUCGUCCGACGUCCGCAGGCCCCUGGAGGACGAGUUCAAGGCCGAGGCCGACAAGUUCCUGCGGCAGCAGAGCGAUCCGGCCGCCGAGUUCGACCCGCCGUCGGCCUCCCAGCCCCUGGAGGACAAAUCGGCGGCGGCGGCGGCGAGUCGGUUGGAGUGCCUGUCCCCGCCCUACUUCUCUCCCAUGAGGAUGCUGUCCCCCCGCCGGGAGCCGGCGCACCCAUCCCCGGACGCGGCCGCCGCGUCCCUCACCGCGGCCGAGGGCAGCGAGCACCUCCCCGAGAGCGUGUACAGCAGCUUCCUGCCCAAGCCGUCCACGCCGGUCCACCGGCCGGACCCGCAGGAGCCCUGCUUCGACAUCGCGGCGCCCCCGACGCCGGCCCCCGCCGCGCUGCCCCCGCUGGACAUCGACGACAUCUCCGAGCCCCACCACAGCGAGCCCAAUCUGGUGCUCUCAGACCUGCCCUCCGUCACGGAAGAGCACGAGCCCGAAGAGGAGGAGGAGGAGGAAGAGGAGGAGGAGGAAGAAGAAGAAGAGGAGGAGGAGGAGGAGGAGGAGGAAGAAGGUGACGAAGUGGAAGAGAGGACCGACGCAGACCCCUGUGCAGCAGAGCAGCCGGAGCCGGCCGGGGACCCCUGUUCCUUCUCCCCCCGAGUGGAGGACGCUCUGAGGAAGAGCUGGCCGGCCGAGUCCCCUGACCGGCAGGACGCAGAGGUGCAGCCGCUCUCCCCGCCCCACCCGCCGCCCGACCCCGCAGAGAACUGCUUCAACCACAACAUGGGCUGGACCUCCGACGUGGACCUCAAGUCGCCCGGCGGGGAGAUCGAGGCGGCCGUCUCUAAGAUAACCAGCCCUUACUCGCACUCGGACAGCGACCUGCAGCCCCUGGCCGGACACCCCUCCGUCACCCCGCCCUACGCCACCUGGAACAGGUGGCCCAAAGAGACCGCCGUCGACUUCGACGAGCAGAAGGAGGCCGUGGCCGACAUUCCCUCCCCAGAGAGGCCCGAAACGGCCCUGGACCAGGAGCCCAACUAUCUGAACACCUCGCCGGCCUCCAACCGGCUGGACUCUUUCUUCCAGGACUGCAGCAAGCCCGUCCUGGAGGACGAGCACCAGAUGGACGCGGAGCCCCCCUGUGUGGAACCGGACAGCAGGCACAGCGCGCACGGCUUCAGCGCGUCCCCCGACUGCCACAUCGCGCCGGCCGCGGGGCCGGAGCCCGUGGUGCCCUGGGCCGACCCCUUCCCGGCCGACGCGGACGAACUGGACGACUUGGGGCCCUUCUCUCUGCCCGACCUGCCGCUGCCCGACAAGUCGGAGGAGGCUGAGCCCCGAGAGCCCGAAAUGGCCGACCACAGCAAGAUGGCGCCGCCCCACAUCAGACACAUCAUCACCGACAGGGAGGAGCCGGACAUAAUGGAGGUGGACCUGCCCAGCCUGUCCAAGACCCCCUGCCCCACCGUAGACCUCAGCCAGGUGGAGUCGGCCGGACAGGACUUUGUUGUUCCGUCGCCACACAGGACCUUCCAGCCGGAGCUGGAGCCCGAGCCGCAGAGCGUGCCCGCCAACAGCGCCCUGUCCCUCGGCCAGCAGCAGCACGGCGUUCUGGAGAGGCAGCUCGCCUACGGAGGGCCUCACGAGUCCAGCCCCGGCCUUCUGUACUCGUCUGUGAAAGCAGAUGCCGGUCAGCAGCACCACAUCCAGAUCCAUUCCCUGGCCGAGUCUUUGCAGCUGCCCCUGGAGCCGCCGUGCGCCGCCAAGCCGGAGCUGAGGCCGGGCGAGGUCCCCGAGGCGGCGCCGGAGCCUGUGGCGUGCAGCCCGCACCCUCAGCUGGCCGCGCCCGUCCCCCUCCCCCCCGCCGCGGAGCCCCCCGAGCCUCAGGAGCCUGCGGCCAAGCUGCCGCCGGUCACCGCACCCGCCCCGCCCGCCGCCGCAGAUGUCCAGAAGAAGGUGGAGGACAUCCCGCCGAGAAUGACCCGCUAUCGCGCCAAGAACAACCCCCCCGCCGUCCCCCCCGCCUCCAGCAUCAUAACCUCGACCGCCGCGGCCACGCCGGUGAUGACCAGCCCCGUGGUUAGCAUUAAUCCGAUCCCCACCAGAACCCCGACCCCCACCGCGGUCUCCUCCCUGUCAGCCGUGAAGAAGGACAAAGACUCUGGGCUGACCAUCUCCUCUUCCGCGUCCAACGCGGCCCCGGCGGCGCCGGCCCCCCCCUCCGCGACGCCCGCAGCCGCGCUGCCCAGCAAGACGCCCAAGGGCCGCCCGCUGCCCGUGGACGAAGAGGAGUCUCAGACUCAGCACCCGCGCAAGAGGAAGUUCCCACGCUCCGGCGGGCAGCAGGUCCAGGUCCAGCUGGUCAACACGGCCAUGCAGCAGACCAGGGAGAUGAUUCAGCAGACUCUAGCCGUCGUGGUCAACGCCAUCAAGCUGGACGACAUAGAGCCCUACCACAGUGACCGGUCCAAUCCUUAUUUCGAGUACCUGCAGAUCAGGAAGAAGAUUGAGGAGAAGAGGAAGAUUCUGUGCUACAUCACCCCGCAGGCCCCCCAGUGCUACGCCGAGUAUGUGACCUACACCGGCUCAUACCUGCUGGACGGCAAACCCCUCAGCAAGCUCCACAUCCCCGUGAUUGCCCCGCCUCCAUCGCUGUCCGAACCUCUGAAGGAGCUCUUUCGACAACAAGAGGCUGUCAGAGGGAAGCUCCGGCUGCAGCACAGCAUAGAGCGGGAGAAACUCAUCGUGUCGUGCGAGCAGGAGGUGUUGCGGGUCCACUGCAGAGCGGCCAGAACGAUAGCCAAUCAGGCGGUGCCAUUCAGUGCCUGCACCAUGCUGCUUGACUCCGAGGUGUACAACAUGCCAUCUGAGAGCCAGGGUGACGAAAACAAAUCUGUGAGGGAUCGCUUCAACGCACGGCAGUUCAUUUCCUGGAUACAGGACGUGGACGACAAAUACGACCGCAUGAAGACCUGUUUGCUGAUGCGGCAGCAGCACGAGGCGGCGGCCCUCAACGCCGUGCAGCGGAUGGAGUGGCAGCUGAAGGUGCAGGAGCUGGACCCGGCGGGGCACAAGUCGCUGUGCGUCAACGAGGUGCCGUCCUUCUACGUGCCCAUGGUGGACGUCAACGACGACUUCGUCCUGCUGCCGGCGUGACCCGGCGGAGCUCCCAGAUCCAGAGCAAACUCCGCCCGGGCCGCCGCUCCUCAAAGAGACUUCGUCCAACGGAACGAACGGAAAGGGCUAGCAAGUUGGAGAGGAGACUUUCUGACGGGGGAAAAAAAAACAAAAAACGAUGUUCUCUUGAAAAAGAAGUCGAGAUGAAAACACUUUGCUCGCGGUUCCCCUUCCGUGGAGAGGAAAACCCGUUUUUUUUUUACUGGAGGAAAACAAAAAUACACGACUUGCACUUUCAUCCUCAAAGUUUUUACGCUUUUUGUUGGAGCGGAGUGCGAGAAGCAGAAACGGUUCCUGCUUUGAGGCUCUGACGUCGGGAGGGGGGGGGGAAACCCCCUCAGCGCCCGGCCACGGCGAAAAGGGGGGGGGGAAAUACAGGUUUAUUUUCUGCCUUUGUGUUCGGCCUCUUGCCUCAAAACCCGCCGCCCCAGGGAGGACAUAUCAGAGAAGAGCUGUCCCAUGAGAGCUGCCCGCCCAGAGGGGGGGGGCUCCUGGUCAGCCUGGAGGUCCAGUGCUGACCCAGAAGGCGACGGAGGGAGCCACGGUGCACUGUGUGGAUCUUUAGUGGCUUCAGGAAGCCUGAAGCAGGCACUGACGGAGGUUUUUUUUUUUGGUUUUUUUGUUUUGUUUUUUCGGGCUGCGAGAGGAGAGCCUCUGUGGUUUCCGCACAGGGCCGAGCUAAACAGUCGCCAGACAAAAGCCCGCAGCAGGUUUGAACGCAACGGAAAAGGUCAGGGCCCAGCGCCCGGGAGGAGGAGACUGACCCCGCGGCCCCCCGGCCGGGCUCCACAGAGCAGGGCGAGCGCGGGCCCCCGAGGACAUACCGGAGUGUUCCUCAGCGGCUCGGCCCGCCCCCGACACAAACGCAUCAGACCGCCGUGGACUGCAAAAAAAAAACCACCACAGGACAGCCAGAACAAACAAACCUAACGAAUGUUGAUGUUCAAAGAGACUAUUGAGCAACUGAGGUUUGGCAGGAGGAGAGAAAUCUUGUUUUUGUCUAUUUCUUUACUUGGGCAUUUCAUUGUUUCUGAGGAAGUGACUUGAAACACUACAGAGCCAAUAUUAGUUUAAUGGAAAAAAAAACAAAAGAAAACGAGAAAAAAAAGUUGUAUUCGGUAAAUUAUGUACAGUUUUUAUAUUCGUUAACCAAUGUAUUCUUGCUGCCUUCUAGAUAAUUUAUUUUGCCACACAUUACUGCACAGUUGUAAAUAACCUAUGUACUGUAAUAUCACUCAGUUAAGUGUAAAGAAAAACAAAAAACAGAAAAGAAAUAAAAAUUAUCUUUUUAUGUACAGUUCACUUUUGGGCAGCACUUUCCCCCCCCCCUUUCAUAUCCAAUGGGCCAAAAUGUGUACACGAUUCUGUCAGUAUUUGAAAGACUCCCGUGCACAGUUGUGUGAUCCCAUCCCGACGCAAAAAGCUGACAGACCCCCCCCCACCAGAGUAAAGGCCACCCACCACACAGCCCCUCAGAUGUAGCAGAAUAGUUGUUGAGGAUUUAUUUAAAGUAUAAACAGAAGAUUAUUAUUCAUUGCUUUACUACAAAUUUAAAAAAAGUUUUGAACCAAGAAAAUGCCUUUUUCAGUGAAAAAAAAAAAAAAAAUGUACUCAUUGUUGGGCAAAGUCACACAGACAUAUAUGAGUGGGGUGAACUUUGGAGAGAUGUCAUUAACAAGCAGAACCAUUGUAAGUGUCGAAUGUUUUCAGGUUUUUUGCUGGGGUUUUUUUCUGUUUGUUUUUGUUUGUUUUUUGUUUUUGUUUUUUUGGCUUGUUUUUUUUUAUUUCCUCAAAUUGGAAUUCAUUUCUCGCCAUCACAAAAGCUUAAAAGACACGGGUCGUUCAGCACGGCGCCUCAUGCCCCAUCUUUAUGUUGAAUACACUGAAGAGCUGGGUCUCUGAG